Egretta garzetta (little egret) is the source of this 474-nucleotide messenger RNA. RefSeq names its product ADP ribosylation factor like GTPase 14 effector protein like (gene ARL14EPL). The coding region runs from base 1 to 474 and encodes 157 amino acids. The transcript is spliced from 3 exons. Gene Ontology annotation, cellular component: intracellular membrane-bounded organelle. The record is from RefSeq and is a predicted model, not a curated record. Lineage: Eukaryota; Metazoa; Chordata; Aves; Pelecaniformes; Ardeidae.
AUGAGUGAUCAUGUGGAAGAAAACAGCAAGAAAAGGAAUUCUGCCCAGAACACAUCUGCAGAAGGAAAUGUCUCUCCUGCUAAGGACCGCUCAGUAAAACAAAAGCAAUUGCAACAACUCGAGAAGCAAUUAAAAUCCUUAGCCUUUCAGAAUCCAGGACCUCAGGUAGCUGACUUCAAUCCUGAAACUAGAGAACAGAAAAAGAAAGCACGCAUGUCACAAAUGAAACAAGAGGUUCUUAAAAAGCCCAAAAUUACAAAGAAGUAUGACAAACAUGGAAGGCUGCUUUGUAAUAACAUUGAUUUGUGUGAUUGCCUGGAAAAGAACUGCCUGGGUUGCUUCUAUCCUUGCCCCAAAUGCAAUUCAAACAAAUGUGGACCAGAAUGUCGCUGCAAUAGAAGAUGGGUUUAUGAUACAAUUGAGACCGAAGCUGGGAAUGUGAUCAGUGUGUUGCCAUUUUUUGUUCCUGACUGA